Lentinula edodes (shiitake mushroom) is the source of this 1140-nucleotide messenger RNA. RefSeq lists its product as uncharacterized. The annotation marks the transcript as partial. The transcript is spliced from 4 exons. The record is from RefSeq and is a predicted model, not a curated record. Lineage: Eukaryota; Fungi; Basidiomycota; Agaricomycetes; Agaricales; Omphalotaceae.
CUGCCUUCUCUCGGACUGUCAUAUGAAUUGGGUAGAUUUCAGACAGACAAACACUUACAGCAACGAUUACGCGGAUUGUUCGGCUCAAAUACCCACAAAAUUUAUGUGAACACUUCCGGCUCGGGGAAAACGAGAACUGUACUGGAGCAUUUGUGUUCCACAUGGGGCUUCUACUUCACCUGCGAUCCUGAUCCUCAUGUCGGUUCAAAAGACAUAGCCAGUGCCUUUUCGGACAUCAGGGAUGACAAAUUCAAACUAGAUUCUCCUCGAAAUGAUCAGUUCCGCAAAGCCCUUGAAAGCAAUCAAGAGCUUGCUGGUUCUGAGCUACUGGUUCCAUUAUUGGCUCGAUUGCUGGUUUUCCGGCAAUAUCUUUCCACCAUGGCACGUCUGGUUCCGAAGUCAGACCAUGACCAGAUGUCAUUCAAACGCAAAUGGUUGCACCUCCAGCUCCAUCCUGAUUUGCUAGAUGAGGGUGGUGGAGAAGACCUCUUUGCUAGCCUUACUUCGAGCCUUCAAUCUUUAUUCGCAGGAGAGACGGAGACAUUGCAUAUCUCGAAGAAAGUCCAAUUUUUUAGGACAUACUCAGAACUUGUUCUUGCCGAGAUUGAGCGGAUUCUAGGUCCGAAGAAUCCCCUACACAUUGUAAUCGAUGAAUGUCAGUUUUCGACAACUGACAUUGAGGAUUCUUUUCGAUCAACCGAUUGGACCGCGAAACGUGGUAUUCUUCGCGAAUUAGCCAGAUGGUGGGACAAAGUUCUCAAUCGUUCAAAGGAAAGGAAAAGGAAAAUAGUCGGACUUGCCGGAUGUUUUAUUUUCACUGGCACUGGGCUAUCCAGGGACCUCGUCUAUGAUGUGCUUUCCUCUGUCGUUGUGAAGCCGACGUACUGUGUCGACGUGUAUGACACGGGCGCUUUUGAUAAUCCAACGAGCCAAGUGCAAUACCUGAAAAGGUUUUUUCCACCGGAAGUAUGGUACACUGCAGAAGCCAAGCAUCUUCAACGUAGAGUCUUUUUCUGGCUGCGAGGAAGAUAUAGAUUCACCGCAGAAUUUGUAUCUUUAGUAUUGCAGUGUGGAUAUCAAAGCAUGCACGAGAUACUUAACCAGUACAUCAACAACAUGGCGGGGUUUUUACCUGCUGAU